AUGGCAGACAGCAAGGAGAUGACCAUCAACCUUGCUGUCUUUGGAAGAAGUCAGAGUGGCAAAAGCGCUGCCGGGAACAGCCUGCUGGGUAGCUCAGACUUUGAGAGCCACCAGUCACCAAGCUCUGUGACUACAUACUGCAGCCUCGGACGCAGCUGCCGCAUUUCAGGCAUCGUACGGAGAAAUGGCUGUGAGUUGGCUCUCCGUGUGCAAGUACUGGACACUCCAAGCUACCCUCACAGUGGCCUAAGCAAAGAGCAGGUGAGAGACACAGUGAGAUCAGGCCUGGCACACCACUUUGGAGAGGAAGGCAUGCACCUAGCUCUUUUGGUCCUGCGGGCUGACUUGCCUCUGUGUCCAGACGAAUCUGAUCAGGCAACUCAGUUUCUCCAGGAACUUCUGGGUCCCACAUGGAAGGACUUCACUGCAGUCCUACUUACCCAUGCAGACAAGGCAGAAGAGGCUGGAUUCAGUGAGGAAACAUACUUGCACAGUGCCUCAAGUACCUUGUUGUCACUUCUGAGCUCAGUAGAGCAUAAAUACAUUUUCCUACACAACCAGAAGAGCUUAACUAAAGGGGAAAGAGCUGUUGUAUUAAGAAAGCUCUUGGAUUUUAUAAGACAAAAUAAUUAUCAAAUGAUUCUACUUAAACACAGCAAGGAAUAA
Colius striatus (speckled mousebird) is the source of this 666-nucleotide messenger RNA. It is a transcript of the gene GIMD1, whose product is annotated as GIMAP family P-loop NTPase domain containing 1. Lineage: Eukaryota; Metazoa; Chordata; Aves; Coliiformes; Coliidae. Gene Ontology annotation, molecular function: GTP binding. The transcript is spliced from 2 exons. Bases 1 to 666 code for a protein of 221 amino acids. The record is from RefSeq and is a predicted model, not a curated record.